Erpetoichthys calabaricus (reedfish) is the source of this 2167-nucleotide messenger RNA. Its product is annotated as UBA-like domain-containing protein 1. NCBI's taxonomy places the organism in Eukaryota, Metazoa, Chordata, Cladistia, Polypteriformes, Polypteridae. The record is from RefSeq and is a predicted model, not a curated record. Gene Ontology annotation, molecular function: protein binding.
ACAGGCUCUUUCCACUGGAGCUCUAACAGUAAAUAUUUGUGUUUGCUUAGCCGGCUGUAAUGGUGGAUUACUGAAAGGUGCAACAGAGAAACCGAAGGAUUGAGCCGCCGAAAGAAAGCAGUCGAAGUAGACGCCGUCGCCCUCCUCUGUCGGUGAAGAUGGAUGAGUUAAAGCACCAGGUGAUGAUCAACCAGUUUGUGUUGACGGCGGGCUGCGCUGCGGACCAGGCAAAGCAGCUUCUUCAAGCGGCUCAUUGGCAGUUUGAGACCGCACUCAGUGCAUUUUUUCAAGAAACGAACAUCCCGUACGCCCACCAUCAUCAAAUGAUGUGCACUCCAGCAAACACGCCAGCGACACCUCCAAAUUUCCCUGAUGCCCUCACCAUGUUUUCGCGGCUCAAGGCGUCGGAGAGCUUCAACAGCAGCAGUCCCAUUGCCUCCAUGGCCGCCUCACCACCCCCUCAGGCUGUUUGGGCUGCAAACCCCCCCAACUCUAACCAGCAGCAAGGACUAUGGACUCCGGGGCAGCCCCCAUCACAAGUGCCCCCACCUGGCUGGCCGGCAACAGUCACCCCUCAGUCUGCCUCGGAACAGAAGGCCAAUGUCGCCAUGGAGGCGGAGAGAUGAGGCAACCCUCCCAUGGACCCCCAGAAGUGAUGGGGGAUAGGGGUGGGAUUGGGGGGGUUGGUCAGUGGGUGUAGUGGGAGGGGGCAUGGGAGGGGGUAGUUGCAGGGAGCCUUCACUUCACUAAGCAUUAGAGGAAACGGUCGGGGGACCCAAGUACUAAACAAUGUGGACAAAAUGACUAGUAUUCACAAAAAUAGAUUUUUUCCCCCCCUUGCCCCUUCCAGAUAGUGGUGGGGGGGUGAAGAAAAACAAAUAUUGCCAUGGUUCAGCCCAGAAACACUUGCUGUGAAUGUGAAUGUGGAUGUGAUUGGAGGCCCAUCUUUUUUUUCCUUUUUUUUUUUGGGUUUGAUUUUUUUUUGCCCCUUUCUGGAGAUGGGAUGGUGGGCUGCUUAUCUUUGAUCCAGUCGUGCUAAAGGACUUUGGUAUAAGGAUUUGCAUGAAGAAUGACAGCCCUUAAACGCACCUUUUGAUGUAAAACCUUUUUGCAUUUCCAAAUUGCCACUGGACGUUGGGAUUAAAGCCACCAGCUGAAUCUCCUCAACCAAUCACUGAAGACAAAGAAGGCGGGCUACACGACUGCUGCCAGCCAAUCAGAAACAACCUCCCUUUACUGCACCUUUCACUGGUAACCCUGUCAUUUCCAAAUAGCCACUCUGGACGGAGGAAACAUUGUAGUGAUAAAGCCACCUGCUGAAUCUGCUCAUCCAAUCACUGAAAACAAAGGCGGGCCAUGCGACAGCUGUCAGCCAAUCAAGAAUUCUCUCUAUUUACCAGAACUCCAAAAUGCCUGGAUUUUUAAGAGGUGAGGUGGGCAUGGUGGGCACUUAAUUAAUGUUUAAAAAAACAAAAAGAGAGAGACUUUUAAAUUCUUUAAUUUUAGAGCUAAUAACAUUUUUGAAUUUGUUACUUAGAAUGUUGGUUUUAAAGAGCUGUUUUGGGGAAGGGAUGGAAAUCGGCCUAAUAGCCGCUGUCAGAGCAGCGCUCAGAUGCACACACACACACAAUAUGUCUCUUGAUUUUAUAACAUUUUAACAGCAAGAACAACAGAGAACACUUAAGAUAAAAUGAAAAGCAAAAAAAAAACAAAACUUUUUAUCGAAACGCCCCACGUCGUAAUUUUUUGUAAGUUGGCGGGGGGGGGAAGGACGGGCGCAAAUUUCGAAAAGAACAUAUCAAUGAAAAAGUCAAAAUUAUGCAAAUUCAGAGGCGUCCUCUCUCGGGUUUUCUUCUUACUGUUUUUGUUCAGCGUGGUCCACCUUGACGCCCGUUAGGUCUCAUGCCAUGCUAUGGUGGGGUGUUUUCUGCUUUUUUUUUUUUUUUUUUAAAUCUUCUGAUUGCAUCUGUUGUAUUUUCUUCUCAGGCCGUUUACAAAAAAAAUCUUUUUUUUCUUCUUCCUCACCAUUUUUCUUCUAUGUUUAUUUUUUUUUCCUUUCACUACGGUUGUAUUCAUGCCAUUUCCACAAUAUUUGUGGACUACCUGAUAAAUAAUUAACUUAUCUUUUUUUUUUUUUGUGUUUCUAAAUAAAUAUGUUAUGUCCUAA